This is a messenger RNA of Blastomyces dermatitidis ER-3, 4111 nucleotides long. RefSeq names its product C2H2 zinc finger protein. Gene Ontology annotation, cellular component: cytoplasm. The transcript has 2 exons. NCBI's taxonomy places the organism in Eukaryota, Fungi, Ascomycota, Eurotiomycetes, Onygenales, Ajellomycetaceae. The coding region runs from base 517 to 2988 and encodes 823 amino acids. The record is from RefSeq and is a predicted model, not a curated record.
GGUUAACAUUCCCACCGCUAGCAUCGCCGAGUUAUCCGGAGCAUCGGCUGUGACAACGAUUGGCGCCUUUAACGUGUGUGGUUUCUCGAAGUCAAUACUGCGGUUGAUACAGCAAUCCCAUUAUUGAUACCGUGUGCUGUGCAGCGCUGCCCAUCUCGCCGCUGCCGUAUCUCACGCUGCUCUGCAGGCAAAUCUAGAACUUGACCCAUGACCUAAUCCAACUGUAUCACGUCUCCCAACACAUUUCUUUUCUACUUCUACAUACACUUGUUAAAUGUUGAAGAACUUGUUCGCUCACAUGGCCGGAUUCUUAUCCUUACUGUCCCAGCCAUCGUCGGGUCUGAUUACCCCUCCUAUCACCAAUUUCUAGGUCGUCACUGCAAGCUGCGCGCACUCCGCGUCCUUCUGAUCGACGACGCGGGCUAUCUCUCGGAAACAAGAGCUAUUAUACUAUCCUGGACUUGAGUGGAUACGCCCUGUCAAAACUGCAUCCUGUGCUCCCUCCUUCGUUCCACGAUGGGAAAUACUGCCACCAAAGAGGCAAGGCCCCCGGUGGGAACGUCUGGGCGAAGUGGCCAUGGACGAGGUUCAUCUGGCGGUGCUGUGACGUUCGGAGGCCAUAGUCGUUUUCAUAAUCAAUCGGACGGUUCACAUCCCGGAGGCUCACCAAGGCACUUCCGUGGGAGUCGACCGGAUCUUUCGUUUCUCGGGAUUGGACCAGCGGUUGAGAGAGACACAGUUGUUGAGCGAAAGGAAACAAAACAGGAGAGGGAUGCUAGACGACUAGCAAGAGAACGAGCUGUAAGAAUUAAGGAACGGGAACGCAGCAUGAGAGAAGAGCACGUGGAUGGUGGUUAUUUGGUGACACAAGGAGUUUAUACUGGUACUGAGGAUUUCAACAAGGCAGUUGUGCGCCAAUUAAUGAUUGAGAGAAGACUUGCCCCUUUUUGGAAAGGUUUAGAGGAGUUUUCAGAGUCGUGGACGGAGCACCAGCUUAUGGCUGCGGCUAAGGGUCUUCCGAUUCCCGCUCCUGACGAAAUCCCGCCUGAAUUAGAAUAUAAACUCACCCCGCCGCGGCCACCAGAGGAACGGGACUUACCAGAGCAAAAUCUAAACAACUUGACGGUUCCUAUAACCUCCAGGUCGCAGUCGUACAAUUCCGAUACCUCUUUCAGUGCCCAUCCAGUAUCUCCGUCCAUUUCUCUUCAGCCUCAGCUCUCCCCCAGUGGUUCAGGCUCGCCAGGUCCACAUCUCUUCCGUGGGCGAGCUAAAACUUUGGCCUCCCCGACGGCAUCGUCUAAAAAUAGCUCACUAGGCGAGAUGUCCCCUCGAGAAAUACAGCUUCCCAAGGACCCAUUUGUCAAUGGCCAACCAAUUGAAGCGUACCUCUAUAAGAACCCGAUUGAAUGUCCGAUAUGCUUCCUUUUCUAUCCCCCAUAUCUCAAUAGAACUAGAUGUUGUGAUCAAUUAAUCUGCUCGGAAUGUUUUGUACAAAUCAAACGCGCCAAUCCCCAUCCUCCCGAACAUGAGCAUCGGGAUUCCAGCUUACCACCACCCCCUGAUCAACCAGAGGGGCAAUUGAUCUCCGAACCAGCUGCCUGCCCCUUUUGCGUUCAGCCAGAUUUUGGUGUUUCCUAUGUACCACCCCCAUUCCGAAGGGGCCUUAGCUAUCUCCCGAGUAACGGCCUGAAUAAUACUUUAACCUCUCCAGCGUCGUCCACAUCGUCCGUCGCGUCUAGAAAUGCCAAUCCCCAAUCAAUAACCACACGAUGUCGUGCUAAUUCGCUAUCUGCAAAUUCCCCAACUGUUAUUACGACCGAUAAGAUUCGACCCGAUUGGGCUCAAAAACUCCAAAUGGCACGGGCACAGGCGGCCAGGAGAUCAGCUGCUGCAACUGCGUUGCAUGCAGCUGCGUAUGUUAAUGCAAUGAGCAACCCCAGUGAAUCUAGAGGUAUGGCAAGCAGCAGUAGACGUAUGUUGCGACGAACAACUGGUCAUGGAUCGGAUAGUCCAACUAACAUUGCCGGCUCUGUUGCUCUUUUGGCGGAGCGACAAGCCACUGCUGCAGACCGUGAAAAUGAUCCCCUUGCAGAAAGCACGUUUAAUUUAGCGCCUGCACGCGCAAGCUCUCGACGAAGCCGGGUGGACGAACUUGAAGAGAUGAUGAUGAUGGAAGCCAUAAGACUUAGUCUCGCCUCCGAAGAAGAAAGACGGAGAAAGGAAGAGAAAGAGGCCAAGAAAGAGGCCAAACGGCGAGAAAAGGAGGCUAAAAGGGCGGAAAAACUUGCGAGGAAGAAUGCCCUUUACAGCAAUAACCCUAGCUCUGUGGCUCUGGAUGCUGCUGGAAAUAGCACAGGUAGACCUGACCGCGAACCCCCGCUUCCUGUUACUGUACAUGAGCCGUCGAACGACAAAGGAAAGGCUGUUGACCGUCCUGCAUCCUCAUCCGAACCUCUGCACAAUGACCCCCAACCCCCUAGUUUACCCGCGCUACACAUAAGGCCCUCUGAAGACGAUGACCUUUCCUCCGUAUUCGCUCCGUCAUCAGCUUCAGCAGCAAAUCGAUCGCAUCUCCGACAUCUUUCGAGCACGUCAUCUUCCAAUUCAUCGUUGGUCGAGUCUACCUCAGGGGAACUGAUAGGAUCCACCUCCGCGCCCAAUUCCACUAACUCGGCUAUUGAGCCCGUAUUAAAUUUCAGGAGCCUCGACGCUGUGAUUGGCGACGAGGACAAAAGUUGUAACGAACAUCUUGAGGGAGUAACGAGCGCGAAAGAGACUCAGCAACCAUCCACUGAUGAUGCAACUCGUUCCUCCACCAAUCCAAAUCUAGAACCGGAAGUAGAGCCGGCGCCCAGCGAGCACGUGUCACCUGUGCAAGAAGGGCCAGGCCUCAAUAAGGAUGAAGAUGGUUUUGGCGACAAAGAGCUGCAGUCGCAUUCUUUGGAAAUCACGUGUGAAGGUAGUGCGAACAUGGAAACAACAGGCUAAAAGUAAUUUCCGACUUGAAUCCGAAACCAGAUGAUGUGAUGGUAAAUUGCCUCCCCUCAUUAUUUUCGGUCUCCGCUCUCCGAAAUACUUCCCGCUCCCCAUCUCCACCUCACUCCUCUCUCCCCGUCAUCGUACCUUUUCUUACCGGAUUUCCAACCUCCAACCUCCCAUUCCCUCGCCUACAAACCAAGAACUUAACCUUGCUUUUAUGUCACCGUUAUGAUAAAGACUGGAACGGACAACGUAUGCAUCCAUUUAUGUAAAGCACGAAGCCACUUGCCUUUUUGUCUUCUUGUUUAGCUCUGUUUCCCUCGUUUUCCCUGUAUUGCCCCCCACACCCACCCACGCCUCCUCCCUUUUUUAUGAUAUCUGUUGGUGGGUUUUGCCUUUUGUCUUAUGUCUUCUGUUGUUUCAUGUAGCAGCUCCCCAAGAGUAUCUCCUUCCAUUCCUUCUAUUUGUUAGCUUUUCAAUGUUCCAUCCAGGUGGCAAAACUCCCGAAUAUAGUAGUAGCCUUGGUGCAGCCCGUUUCACUACUUUUUUCCUUCUCACGACUUUUUUACAAAUCGCUGUUGCUCGGCUUGAUGUUUUCUGACUUUUUUUUUUUUUUUUUUUUUUUUUUUUUUUUGUUCUCUUUCUGGCGACUUUGUACAUGUACAUGCAUACAAAGAUAGACACUGUCUGCUACUCUUGUGAAUGGAAACUUAACCAGUUUCCUAUCCAUGUCUAGUAGUUUUCUAUGUGAAAUGAAUUCAUCACAGAGUGACUAACAAGCAUCAAUCAGAGUUUCAUGAACUUAUAUGAUGAUAGCAUUUACCCCAGGGUCAGACAAUGAACUGAAUCUCAUUGAAAUUUUCUACAAUGGUAUGAUUUAUAUCAAUAGUUCUGUGCAGUGAAUGAAUAUCUUAAGUUAUAAUGAUCAAAUUUCAGUUAUAUAGAAAUUAAUAUCUAUUCUCUGCUAUUUAAAUUUAUGAUCCUUUUUUUAAUAUCAUGACUCGUGUUAAAUAAGUACUCUGCCAAGAAGUCUGAAAUUCAUGUCAAGUGGAAACAAGCCUGUAUACCAAAAACUGAAUCUAUAAACAUCUCAACCUUCCCUGGACUCCUUACUAUGUAACAUGUGGUUUCC